AACAAAUCUACAUCAGUCAACAACAAAACAACCCACCACAGAAAGAAGUAGAUAUCAAUGCAGUAAAAAGAAAAAUUCGGUCUGAAGAAACACCCUCAUCACCAAAAAGAACUGGACAAGUACCUACAAUGACAUCAAGCACAAUGGUACUGCCACCCUUAUCAAAUAUACCAGUUAAUGUACCACAAACGCAGCCUUACCAAAAUCAGUAUGUCACAUUACCACCAGUACUUGAAACACGACAACCCCAAUCAAUGAUGGGCCAAUUUGAUAGCGAAAUGAUGCCCAUACGUGAGAUAACAAAGAAAAAUAAGGGGAAAAAGAAAAGAAGACCACCUAGAAAAUUAGAAGUGGAAGUACCUGUUGAAAAGACAUGGGACAAAUUGAGAAACACACAUAUAUCUAUUCCUUUAGCAGAAUAUCUAGCUACCAAUAGAAAAGCAGCCCAAGAUGUAAAACUAGGAAUAGCACAUUUAUACAGAAGAAAGAAGAAGAAGCAACCUGAUGCAACAGAACCCAUGAUUAUCAACACCCUCAGAACGAACAAGUUACUGGACGAACAAGCAUACAGAAACCAACUCAUUAAUAACAUACAUAUCACAGAUGAAGAUAGUGAUUAUGACACCGACUAUGAUAGUGCAGAUGAAGAAAAUAGCAGUAAUAAUAGCGAUUUCUACGACUCUGACGAAGAUAGUGAUAGUCAUGUUGAUUAUCCUUUUAAUGCAGACGAAAUGAGAUACGCACAGCCAUGUCGAGUAUUAAUUGUGAUAAACAACCAACCUGUUGAAGCAAUUCUGGAUUCAGGUGCUGCUGUUUCAGUACUUAGUGCCAAACUAGCAAAUAGAUUGGGAAUUACUCCAGACACAAGUGACUCUAUACCGCUCAGUGGAUUUGCUAGUCAUAGCAAAACCGUCAAUUGUAAAGUAGCAACAGAUGUUGAAGUCAGAAUUGGUGGCAAAUUACGUCGGGAGCAUUUUUGCAUUGAUGAAUCUGAAAAAGAGAAGAACACUUGCUUACUAGGAAGACCAUGGAUCCGUCAACAUGAUAUCAGACUGAUCAACAGAGGAACAAUGGUUGUAGUACCUACCAAAGGAGGACAUGACAACAUAGAAGUCCAGUGCUUGAUAGACAAUGAACAUAUUGACAAAAAUAGAUACAGGAAAUAGGAAAUUAGCUGAUUUUACUACUUACCAAGAAGAUGUAGUGUCGCAACCAGAAUUCUUGAAAGAAGUGUUGCCAGAAGAUAACCAAGAGUUAUCAAAAGAAACAGCUGAACUGGUUAAAAGAAGUACCAGUGAGAUCAAAACCGUACCGUUUGACCUUGGAUGAAGAAGAAAGCCUAAGAGAGGAGCUAGACAAUUUACUCAAGCUAAAUAUUAU
Molecule: messenger RNA, 1380 nt
Organism: Gilbertella persicaria
Lineage: Eukaryota; Fungi; Mucoromycota; Mucoromycetes; Mucorales; Choanephoraceae
Exons: 3
Coding region: 129-1166 (345 amino acids)
Biological process (GO): proteolysis
Molecular function (GO): aspartic-type endopeptidase activity
Source: RefSeq, a predicted model, not a curated record